Camarhynchus parvulus is the source of this 5455-nucleotide messenger RNA. It is a transcript of the gene RAB23, whose product is annotated as RAB23, member RAS oncogene family. Gene Ontology annotation, molecular function: GTPase activity; GTP binding. The record is from RefSeq and is a predicted model, not a curated record. Lineage: Eukaryota; Metazoa; Chordata; Aves; Passeriformes; Thraupidae. Bases 219 to 932 code for a protein of 237 amino acids. The transcript has 7 exons.
CGGCGCCCCUGCUCCUGACGGCGCUUCCGGCCGGGGGAGCCGGGAUGUGCGUCCGGGUUGGGUCGGCCCCAGCGAGCGGUUUCCUCUCCCUUCCCUCCGUCUCCUCUUCCCUGCGCCCCUGCACCGCCGUGCCCUCGGAGGGAGCGCCGCCGCCCGCUCCGUGAGGGGUUGAAUCAGUAGUUUCCUGAAUAAACCAGAGAGUCACCUGAGACGCAAAGAUGUUGGAAGAAGAUAUGGAGGUGGCCAUCAAGGUGGUAGUAGUAGGAAAUGGAGCUGUUGGGAAGUCCAGUAUGAUUCAGCGAUAUUGCAAGGGGAUUUUUACAAAAGACUACAAGAAAACUAUUGGUGUAGAUUUCCUGGAAAGACAGAUCCAAGUUAAUGGUGAAGAUGUCAGGCUAAUGUUAUGGGACACUGCAGGUCAAGAGGAAUUUGAUGCAAUAACUAAGGCCUACUAUAGAGGAGCCCAGGCUUGUGUUCUUGUGUUUUCUACAACUGAUAGAGAGUCCUUCAAAGCAAUCCCUACCUGGAAGCAAAAAGUUGUGACUGAAGUUGGAGACAUUCCCACAGUUCUUGUGCAGAAUAAGAUUGAUCUUCUUGAUGACUCUUGCAUAAAGAAUGAGGAGGCGGAAGCCCUGGCAAAGAAGCUGAAGGUGCGGUUCUACCGAGCAUCGGUGAAGGAAGAUCUGAACGUGAGCGAAGUUUUUAAGUAUUUGGCUGAUAAAUAUCUUCAAAAGCUCAAGCAACAAACAGCAGAAGAUUCAGAAGUAGUACAUACAAGCAGUAACAAGAUUGGUGUUUUUAAUACAGCUGGUGGAAGUCACCCCAACCAGAAUUCUAGCACUCUUAAUGGUGGAGAUGUCAUCAACCUUAAACCCAACAAACAGAGGACCAAGAAAAACAGAAGUCCUUUUAGCAACUGCAGUAUACCUUAGACCACUUUUGGAGGAAAUUAAGCAACUCAGAGAAUUGGAUGAAGUUGUGCAAUUGAAUACAGAAUAAAGCCAGCUGUAGAGGUAUUUUUACCGGUGCUUUAGCAAAUCUUGUGCCUCCCAGACAGAGGGUGGAUUUUGAUGAACUUGCUGAUGCCGUGGGUUUGUUGUGUGGCAUGAGACACCUGGUGGCGACACACAGAACCGUGGCUGCCUCGUGCACUUUGUACAGAUUAGGUGAGCUUUUCCUUUCUCAAGGAAUUACUUACAGAGCUAUGAACUAGGUAUUGCUGAAUUGCAGAGCACAUUUAAUGUAAGGAUAAUACUUACACGUAUAGGUACGGACUGUAACUCUAUGGCCCAACGUAAUGUAGCAACCUUGAAACUAAAUUUCAAAGAAAAUACUAGAAUUGGUUAGUCAGGACACUAACAAGAUAAAUGAAGAGCAAAAAAAUACUACUUCAUUUUAUGCCUGACCAUAUUAAUAUUCUGCCAGAAUUCUGGCAGUCCUGUGGGUGCAAGAUCCUUGCAUUAUAUAUAUGUGUGCUAGGGUAUAUAUAUAAACAUUUGGGAUGAAUAUCUAGGCUUGGUUCCAAUGUGUAUGUUACUUGGAGAUCAGGUAAUGAUCAUCAAACAGCAUCUUCUAAUUGUCCUUUAAAAAUGUUGCAUUUCAAAUGAGGCUUUCCAAGCUGCCACUGUGUAUGUUUAACUUGCUAUACUUCGAGCCUAAAAGCUUAGAUUUAAAAAUGUGUCGUGCCAAAAAUGCUCCUUUUUACCUAAUGCUAUGCUACAGAUGUUUUGUAAGUUUGUUUUUCUCAGUCUUAACAGGUUGAACAAGUAACACCAAUAGCUAUUCAGAAGGAACUUAUAAUCAUAUUCUUGUUCAAAUUUGAUUGUUGUAUCCUGUGUCAUCUUAUGAAAAAGGAAUUUUCAAAGUGGUGUUACAAAGUAUUUAUCUUAUUUGAAUUUUUUUCAUAGAUACCAUAAACUAAGUUACAGGGAUCAAAAAAAUUGCAGCUGGUUAUGUUAGGGAGACAUUCUUGAAUGUUGUCUCAGAUUUAAAGUUAAGGAAAUCUAAUUCUGCAUGAUGAGAGACAUGGCAAAAAAAAAUUUCAAAGUGCUUCAGUAAUUUUACAGAACUGAUGUAGAUGUUUAGGAGCCCAAAUCUAACUUCAAGGUUAUUUGGGCUAAGGCUCCUAAAUCACUAAGGUGCUUUUAAAGAUGCUAAGCAAGAUACCUUUUAUUUAGCAAAAAUGAACACUUUAUAAUCCUCUUCAAGAGUAUGCAUGCCUUUUAAAAACUUAUCCAUUUUGUUUACAUGUUUUUGUAUGGUAUGAUAUAAUUUUAACUUUCUAAGAUUUCUACAAGUCUGCCAGUGACAAAUGCAAAAUCUGCUGCUUAAAAAAAUCAGAGUUUUAAUAAUUUUGUAAAUGGUGUAUGAGAAUGAAAUUUGGUUGAGUGAUCCUGUAUAUUUUUGAAGGAAGGACUUUUCACUAUGUGAAUUCAUGUAGGAAGCUUGACUGACUUUGUUUCUAAGUCAAUGAGUAUGAAAACUGAAAUGUAUUCUUAUCCCCACUGUCUGCAGGGAGAGAAGUGGGUGGCAAGUUAUGCACAAACACUAAAGAUCUCUGAACUCUGUAUUUUAUGUUUACUGUAUUCGGCUUUCUACCAAGUACCACAGUUUCUUUGACAAACCGUUAGAGAUCUCCUGUUGCUGGCAAGGAGGAGGGCACCCCAUCCCUUUUGCUAUUGCAACAAAACUGUGUUCUUCACUGUAAUGUUUCGUUUCCUGUGUUUUCUCUUGGAUAAAGGCCUCUAUUUUUUAACAAGUGCAUAUAAUCACUGUAUGUAUAAAUGGAGUCAAGUCCUAUCUGUCUUAGCAGUUUAAGAAGUAAGGUACUUGUGAUAAGAUGAUUGAACAUCAGGGGGCCACCUUACAACUUAGGGAAGAGUGUAUGCAUGAAGAAUUUUGACAACUGUUUUUAAUAUGGAAACUUUUACAUUUCACUGUCUGUCUACAAGUUUCAUGGGAUUUUAUUCAUUUUUCAUGAAAAACAAACAAAACCACAAAGUGUUUGAAACAUCUUUUUUUGCCUUGUUUGACUUUGUACAGCAUACUGAAAAGUAAGUCUUUAUUAUGUAUAAUGACAAUUUGUACUAUUUUAUGUUAUACUGUAACACACUGUACAAUUAGUAUAGUUUGUUUGUAUUUACAGUAUGUCACUAUAAACUACUGCUUUUAACAACUCAGCAAUUGUUUCACAGGUGGAGACUUGACAGACUUGAUAAAUUUAAGGUAUGUUGAAAUGUAGUGCAUAUGCUUUAAUGUAGGAAUAGUUACUUGCAGCAUUGGGUAACAGUGAGUUUUCAUUUUACUCCCACCCUAAAUCUGAAGUGGAUCUUUCUUUGUUGAGACCUUGCAGUGCUUGUUCUCUAACAUGACUGUGAUGGAAACUGCUCAAAUUAACAUCUUUCUGGGAAGUGCCCUGCAUGUACGCUGCUUGAAAAUUUUGAUUCUUUAUUCUACUGGGGUUACUGUGUACGUGUAAACUAGAUGACUUGCAUAUUGCAGGGACCCUUAGGUAUUCACAUCACUCUUCAGUGGCACUAACUUUUGCCUUUUGGAAGAAGAGACAUCCCUAAAUGUUUUAGCACUUGUGUUGUCCCUCAUGAAUAAUUUUUGUUAUAAACAUUACUUCAUUCUCCACUCAAAGUGUACUCAUUAAAAUAUCAUUUGUUUUAGUUAGCAAAACUUACAGGUGCAGGGCUGGUAAUAAAAAUGCUCUUCUCUUUGCAUCCCUGGGACUGUAUGGUGGGUGAGGAGGUGCCUCUGUUACAUCCAUGAUACCCUGGAUUAAGAGCAAGAGAUUCUUGUGCCACAAGACACAAAUUUUAUUGCACUCCUGUAUACUCUUUUUGUAUCUCUUGAAUAGCUCAUUGGCUGAAUUAUCUGGAACUUGCCACAAUUCUUUGCCCUUGGCUGAUAAAGUUACCACUAGCAGGAAACCUCAAUGAUUGUUAAUGCCUUAGUGAAAUAGGGAUUCACUAAAAAUGAUGACACUACAGCUUUGUCACUUCUGUGUUGUAUCCAUUCAGUGAAUGGGUGUUCUCCCAGUACGUGGGGCAUCGUUAGAUGCAAAGCAGUAAUGCUAGGGAUGUAUUUCCAACUGGAAAUUGCAAAUCUUAAAGUUGUAUGACUGAUCACACUAAUUUUUGUGCUUGUGUGUGUGUGGUUAAUUUAAAAAAAGACUUUAAAUACUCCACUUAAGACAAUUUUGAAGCUUCCUUAUUUUCAGUGUUUAAGGCAACACUUUUGCAGUCAAAAUGCCUGAAUUACCACACUGUCAGUCUCAUUUCCUGUUUAAUUUUUAUGCUUCAGUAAAAUAUAACUUUUUACUUUCUUCAUUAUUGGGCUGAAGCACAUCUGCCAUGAACUUUUCCUUCGCAGCAUAUCUGUUGAGAUGGGAUAAUCUAAAGAGCAUCGGGCAGCUGAACACGCAGCACUCCUGGGGGGUUAUGUGGGGUACACACACAAGACUCAGCAAGCCUUGAAGCUGUUCAUGCACCCUUCAGGCUGAGAACUGCAGGUGUUAACAGGGUGAAUGAUCUGCCCUUCUCUGUGGGGAGUUCAUCAUUCAGCAACACACAUGCUGCUCAAUUCCAGGGACACUACCUGAGCCCCUGCUGCUUUUCUAAGUGUAGUCUUAGACCUUCGGUUGAAGUUCCACUACCUGAACACUAACUGUACCAAAAUUAGAGUGCAAGGAUGGUCCAGCAGGCUUGAAUUCAUCAAAACAACCUUGCCAUCUUUUUGUAGGAAGCAAAAGUUGUGCAGAUCUUCUUUCUAAUGCACAAAUAGUAUUGAGGGAAGAAAAUAAUAUUCUGUUAAAUAUGUCAUCCAAGCAGAUAAUCAAAAUUAUUGCAGCAGUGCUUAAAUUUAAGAUGAAAGGUGCCCAUAAUGGAAUAAGAGAAACCUGCUAAUGUUCUGUGUUGAAGUGUUCUAUACGAGUCAUCUCAAAGCCAGGUGAGUCCUAGUACUGAACUGGGUUCAUUCUCAGGUUUCUAGUGGAAGGGUAAUACUGCUAAACACUUUGUCAGUUCUGCCAAACUCACUAAAGUUGAUAAGAAAAAUUAAAAAUUACUGUGGACCAGAACAAACACCACUCUCAUUGUGAGGAUUAAGAUGCAUUGUUAGUAAUGGCUUAAAUGGAACUGGCUAAAAGAGGAAAUGUACAUAACUGGUUUUAUCACCAUCAUGAUCUCAAGUAAUUGUAACAGAUUUGUAGAAAAAAAAAGUCAACAUACCAUAAAUCCUCCAUCAGAAGAAUGAGUGUUUAAAACCGAGUAUGUUGUGUAUGCUGUUCUGUAAAAUCUUUACAAAUUAAUUCUGCUGUUCUCUUGUAAGUGACACUAGUUGCACCAUGCGACUUAAAACGUUUGUUUGCUUAUUGUUGGGUCUCAUAUAAGUCACAACUUUUGUGGUUAUGUUAAAUUGUCAGUAUAUUAAAUUUCAAAAAUUGCUGUAA